Molecule: messenger RNA, 459 nt
Organism: Racocetra persica
Lineage: Eukaryota; Fungi; Glomeromycota; Glomeromycetes; Diversisporales; Gigasporaceae
Source: the annotation of a GenBank genome assembly
AUGAAUAUUAAAAAAAAAGCAGUUGAAGGGUUUAAUGAUUCUGUUAAAAAAAAUCUUGAUGAUGCAGUUUUAAAAAUAAAUAAUAAACUUGAUGAUAUUAAUAUUGAAGAAGGAGAGGUUGAUUAUGAAGAAAUUAAAAAAAAGACAAAAAAAGUAUGUACAGAAGCAUUAGCCAAGGUUCGAGAUUUUUUACCAAGCAUCAUUCUGAUGUCGCAAAGAGACCUUGUGGUUAAAAAAUUUGAAGAAUUAACUGGCGCAUAUACAAGAUUAAAACAAGAAAAUGAUAUAUUACCAAAUAAAUUAAAACCUUUAAUUGGAGGUAUUAAUUAUGAAACAGUGAAAGAAAAAUGUAAAGAAGUAUUAGAAGAAAUACAAGAUUUUUUAGAAUCAAUUCCUCAAGAUGUUGAUAAUUUAUUAAAAAAUCAACCGCUUAUUCAAGAACUUUCUACUUCUAAAUAA